GUCAGACAGCAAUGUGGUCUCUCUCUCUCUCUCUCUUCCAUCAUAGAAAAUCCAAGGGGUUUUCGGCUACUCCGAAAAUCUGGACCCGUAUAAUCCAAUAUGGGUUUCGUGAAAGUGAUCAAAAACAAAGCCUAUUUCAAGAGAUUUCAGGUCAAAUUCAAGAGGCGACGUCAGGGCAAAACCGACUACUUUGCUCGUAAGCGACUCAUAACCCAGGACAAGAACAAAUACAAUACUCCCAAGUAUCGUUUGGUUGUCAGAUUUACCAACAAGGAUAUAACUUGCCAGAUUGCUUAUGCCAGGAUAGAAGGAGAUGUGAUCCUUGCCGCAGCAUAUUCUCAUGAGCUGCCUCGUUAUGGCCUCAAGGUUGGACUUACCAAUUAUGCUGCAUCUUACUGCACUGGCUUGCUCCUUGCUCGUCGUCUGUUAACUAAGCUCAAGCUACAUGAGAUCUACUCUGGUAGUGAAGAAGUUACUGGGGAUGAAUAUUGUGUUGAGAGUGUGGAUGGCUCUCCUGGUGCUUUCCGUUGCUUCCUGGAUAUAGGCCUGGCUCGUACCACCACUGGCGCUAGAAUCUUUGGAUGUCUGAAGGGUGCUGUGGAUGGUGGGCUGGAUAUCCCUCACAGCAUGAAGCGUUUCCCAGGCUAUGACUCUGAAUCUAAGGAGUUUAAUGCCGAGGUUCAUCGCAAGCACAUCUUUGGUCAACAUGUUGCCGACUACAUGCGUCUGUUAGCAGAAGAGGAUGAUGAAGGCUACAAGAGACAGUUCUCUAAGUACAUCAAACUGGGCGUUAAUGCUGAUAGUGUUGAAGCGAUGUAUAAGAGUACUCAUGCUGCUAUACGUGCUGAUCCGGCCGCCAAGACGAAGGAGACGAAAGACUUCAAGCAUAAGAGGUUCAAUCGCAAGAAGAUGUCAAAUCAACAACGCAAAGACCGCGUACGGCAGAAACAGCAGGCUUUCCUGAAGGCUGCAGGAGCAGACGACGAAUAAGCCAGCCAUAAUACUAUACUACAGGAUCUAAUUCCUAAUAAAAUCCAAUUAAUUCAAA
Actinia tenebrosa (Australian red waratah sea anemone) is the source of this 1048-nucleotide messenger RNA. RefSeq names its product large ribosomal subunit protein uL18. Gene Ontology annotation, cellular component: cytosolic large ribosomal subunit; ribosome. The record is from RefSeq and is a predicted model, not a curated record. Gene Ontology annotation, molecular function: structural constituent of ribosome; 5S rRNA binding. Lineage: Eukaryota; Metazoa; Cnidaria; Anthozoa; Actiniaria; Actiniidae. Gene Ontology annotation, biological process: translation; ribosomal large subunit assembly.